This is a messenger RNA of Lolium rigidum, 1495 nucleotides long. RefSeq names its product protein PYRICULARIA ORYZAE RESISTANCE 21-like. The coding region runs from base 136 to 1194 and encodes 352 amino acids. The record is from RefSeq and is a predicted model, not a curated record. The transcript is spliced from 3 exons. Gene Ontology annotation, biological process: regulation of defense response to fungus. Gene Ontology annotation, molecular function: metal ion binding. Lineage: Eukaryota; Viridiplantae; Streptophyta; Magnoliopsida; Poales; Poaceae.
CACCAUUUCUUUUGGCAGGCUUCGCCGUUUUCUCAUCAUAAGAGAACGCAUGGUUCACCUCUGCCUGCUUCAUCCACCUCCGUUUCUCCGCUGCCGCUCAUCGGCUCUGCAACCUUUGUCCUUCAGAGUUAUGAGAUGGGUAUACUGGUGCUUACAGUAGACCUGCAAUGCUCCCGCUGCAAGAAGAAGAUCAAGAAUGUCCUGGAGUGCCUCCAAGAGGACUACUGCAUCGAGAAGAUUGAGUAUGAGGACAAGGACAACCGGGUGAUCGUCCGCGGCAACUUCGACACGGAUAAGCUGUGCAAGAAGAUCUGCUCCAAGGCCUGCAAGAUCGUCAAGCAGAUCGAAAUCGUCGACGAAUGGCCGCCGAAGAAGCCAGACCCACCAAAACCAUGCCCUAAACCUGAUCCAUGCCAUUGCCCGAAACCUGACCCGCCAAAGCCAUGCCACUGCGAGAAACCUGACCCGCCAAAGCCAUGCCAUUGCCAGAAGCCUGACCCACCAAAACCAUGCCCAAAACCUGAUCCACCAAAACCGUGCCAUUGCCCAAAACCUGACCCACCGAAACCAUGCCCAAAACCUGAUCCACCAAAACCGUGCCAUUGCCCAAAACCUGACCCGCCAAAACCAUGCCCAAAACCUGAUCCACCAAAACCGUGCCAUUGCCCAAAACCUGACCCACCGAAACCAUGCCCAAAACCUGAUCCACCAAAACCGUGCCAUUGCCCAAAACCUGACCCACCAAAACCAUGCCCAAAACCUGAUCCACCAAAACCGUGUCAUUGCCCAAAACCUGACCCGCCAAAACCAGACCCGCCAAAACCAAAACCACCACCGCCACCGGAUCCCAAACCAACAUACAAGUUCGUGCCGUACCCAUACCCGUACCCGUACCCCAUGCAGUGCCAGAGCUGGCCGUGGAACUGCUCUCCGCAAACGUGUCAAUGCUGCCCACCCGCCCCACAGCCAGCACCGCCGCCGCCACCACCUCCCCCACCGCCAGUAGUGGAGCCGCCCAAGCCGAAGCCCUGCCAGUGCUCGCAAUCACAACACCACGGCUGUGGCUGCGGCAGCAAACCACCUGGGCCGCCGCCUAUCUGCUGGCCGCCGCCCACCUGGCCGCCGCAGCAGCCAUGCUUCCCGCCGGCAUGGACGACCGAGGAGAUCCCAUCCGAAGCCUGCUCCAUCAUGUGACGGCUGAUCUGUGAUUACAACUAUGAACACCGCAGUUGCCUUGGAUUAUUGCGGUGGUGCUACUUUAUCUGCCGUGCCUCGGAAACCGUAAUAAUGCAAGACUUAGUGCUGGUCUUUGUUGUCUAUGUACUCUACGUGCGGUGUCGUUAAUUUACCUCUUCUGAUGUCCCAAAGUUUAUUUGGUUGUACAUGUAAUGCGUUAAUUUGUCAAUGUAAAUUUGUUUUCUUACUGUAUUAACUUGUGAACUAUUGUUGUUCACAUGCUUCUACUGAAGUUUGAUUGGCCCAGAGUUUGUGAUCA